CAGCUAAUUAAUAACAUCUAAUAUAUUAUAUCAGGUCCGGGUGAGUGAGGAAACAAACUUAGUCCCCCGCCUUUUAACAUUGAGUGAACCGGCCCUGAUUCUGACCAGACCCACCGAAUGUGAUUUACGUUCUAUGUGGCCAACUAAGCUGAUGUAGAGUAUUUCGUGAAAAUAUAACAGAUUCCAUUUUGUGAAAUUCUGCUAAAACAAAGAUACUAACUAACAAAGGCUGUGUAGCAAUAUUUAUUGUAUAAACCACAAACUGUGCAAGGUUAAAGGUGGACUAUCAUGGCAGUCUUAAAACUUUACUCCGUUAGCAAGUCUG
Gryllus bimaculatus (two-spotted cricket) is the source of this 325-nucleotide messenger RNA. The record is from the annotation of a GenBank genome assembly. Lineage: Eukaryota; Metazoa; Arthropoda; Insecta; Orthoptera; Gryllidae.